AUGUUUUCUACCUUCAUAUCAAUACUUAUACCCGUACAGGUGUCUGGAAUUGAUGUCAAGGAGGAGACACCUGUUGACCAUGGAGAGAUUAUAUGUUUCAGUAUAUAUUCUGGAAAACAAGCAGAUUAUGGGAACGGAAGGUCCUGUAUCUGGGUGGAUGUACUUGAUGGUGAGAAGAAUAUUUUGCUGGAGUUUAUUCCAUUUUUCGAGAACCCAGCGAUUAAAAAGGUGAUAAUUUAUUAAGCUUCACGCUCUUUAGCCGAAAGCUUUGUGUGCUCAUCGUGUUUUUGGGCAAUGGAGUUUUGGUUUUUUAUUUUAUUUGCAUGGUUACGAGGACUGGUGUUUUAAAUAAAUUUGAAAGGCAGCAUUUUUGGGAAUGUCAGAAAUAUACAAGGGGAUAAUUAUAGGAAAACUGAGGCUUUAAAGUAGUACGGGGACAUGCACAUUUUGUAGACAGUUACAGUGGUACUCAAAGGGGAACUUUGGGAAAAUUGAAGAGUGAAAACGGUUGCAGGAACUGCCAAACUUUUAGUAACCGCUGAUAUGAGUAAAGCAUUUAUUUGCAAAUGCCAAACAUCAUAGAUGUAAAACUCGGAGAAACUUUUAGUUCCCUGGGGAUUGCAGAAACACUACUUGAUAGGCCCUUAAAAAUAUCCUCUUUUAUACACAUGAUUAAACACGCCCUUUAAUAAAUCAUCCUUCUUUUCUUUUAUCUGAAUGACAUCGUACAAAUUCAAAUAAGAAGAGUCUAAGUUAGUCUGAAGAAGAAAUAUGCUUUCAAUGUCAUUGGUUGUAUUUUUUCCCCUAGUGUGGGCCUUUUUCCAGAUGAAUCAUACCUUUGUUCGGCUUUUGUUGUUGCUACCGACAUAAUACACUAUUAUACAUGUUUUUCCUCUUUAUAUUUUGCCACUUUUGCCAGUGGGACUAUUAAAUGGAUCAGAGCUAUUUUCCGAAUUAAAUGUUAGGGACAUUGUUCGUCGAUGUGCAGUGACGUACGUGUGUUGUGGAAUUUGAGUGAAAACUGACGUGAGUUAGUGCUGGGUGAGGUUGACUUAUUCCUUUCAUGAAUUUGCAAUAUUUUAUGCUGUGAAGUUAUCUUAUUCUAUGUGUCAUUGUUGCGACCUUUCCUUUUUAUCAGACACAGUUUGUGAAGAUGACACUUGGCCUGCCUCACAUACAAUUUCAUAUAUUUUUUUGCAUGUUCCCUCUUAUGGGAAUAAUUUUCUCCUUUUUUUAUGUUACAUAUAUUAUGAUUUAUAUAGUUCUUUGAUUUUUUAUUCUUCAACUUUUUGUUGAUGCACAUGAAAUUGUUAGAGAAAUGAUGUAUGCUUCAUCUACAGGUUUGGCAUAACUACAGCUUUGAUAGUCACGUUAUUCGGAACUAUGGUAUAAAUAUUUCUGGAUUUCAUGCUGAUACAAUGCACCUUGCACGACUGUGGGAUUCUUCGAGGAGAACUGAUGGUGGCUAUUCGCUUGAGGCACUUACAAGUAAUGGGAAUGUCAUGAAAAGACAAAAACAGUCUGCCAAUGGUGAAGAUGAUUUGACCACAGGAAAGAUUUCAAUGAAAUCCCUCUUUGGCAAGAAAAAGGUAAAGAAAGACGGAUCUGAAGGCAAACUUAUCUCUAUUGCUUCUGUAGAGACACUCCAGAGGGAAGAAAGAGAACCCUGGAUUUGUUACUCUGCAUUAGAUUCAAUGAGCACUCUGAAACUUUUCGAAAGCUUAAAAGAAAAACUGAUGGCUAGGGACUGGAUUAUCGAUGGUUCCAAGAAAGGUUCCAUGUAUGACUUUUAUAAUGAAUAUUGGCGUCCUUUUGGUGAUCUGCUGAUUAAAAUGGAAGCUGAGGGGAUGCUUGUUGAUCGAGCUUAUCUCGCAGAGGUUGAAAAAGUGGCUGUUGCUGAACAGCAAGUAGCUGCUGAGAGAUUCCGCAAGUGGGCAUCUUCCUACUGCGCUGAUGCUAAAUAUAUGAAUGUAGGAAGUGAUGCUCAGAUACGACAGCUAUUUUUUGGAGGUUUUCAAAACAAGUUCGUGUUUCAUCCCUUCUCAGUACGGUUUUAUAUUUUUCAUUGUUGGUUCACGUUUUGGAGCAGUUGUAUAAUGUCCAUUUUUGUUGUAUUCGACUAUCUGCUUGAAUAUUUUUCUGUCUGAUUCGUCACUGUAGAAAGGAAAUGUUCUUGAUGCAGGUUUUCUUAUGGUCGUAAGAUGUUCCCAAAGUUCUGUGCUUUUACAAAGAGCGCGGUUUAUUUUGUAACUGAACGCCUUAUACCCAAAACAUGUUGCCUUUGGUGUUUAAUGCCUGCGAAUUUCUCUUCGGUUUUCACGUUUAUCAUUGUAAGCUUCACUGAUGACCUUUGAGGGGGCAUAGUUUCUAUAAUUUGUGAUGAAUGUUGGACCAAUAAUCUUACCGUGAAAUGAUUGUCUUUUGGUGUUUGAUGCCUGGGAAUUUCUCUUGGGUUUUCGCGUUUAUCAUUGUAAGGUUCACGAUGGCCUUUGAGAGGGCAUAAUUUCUAUAAUUUGUGAUGAAUGUUGGACCAAUAAUCUUAGCGUGAAAUGAUUGAUGUUGAUUUUUACCAUAUUAGCAGAAAGCUGAUAUACGACAAUUAGAGUUCUUUUUAUUUGCCAAAGGAGGGAAAAGUGACGGCGUCUAAUCUAUCUCAUUGCUUUUGUUUGCCAUCUUCUUGGCUAAUAGGUUCUUUGCCAACAUAAUAAUUCAAGGCUAAUAUGUAUUUGUUGCAAAACAUAGGCAAAGGUAGAAUGCCCUCUAUCCUGAAGAACAGAGGGGAGAAUGGCAGACAACCGGCUCAAUCCUUCAUUUACCUUUAACGUCCCUUAAAUAGGGACGAACCCUACAUGCACUUUCUCAUAAUACGCCUAGUCCUUUACUAUUACCUUAGGCCUAACAGUAUUCAUACCACUUGAACUGAUUCUUAACCGCCAGUAGAUUAGGGUGAGUAGGCUGCUGAGGUUCUUAUGAAAUGCUCAGUACACAUUUUUCUUGGGACUCAAUUGUUGAUUGUCAAGGCACAAUUAAUACAAAUGAGGAUAUUGGUUGCCUACUGCAUUAUUGCUUAGGUGGCUAAGCAUGUUGUAUAGCCAAAACUUAGUUUCAUGCUUCAAAAAUCAUAUGAACGUCAUAGCUUACAAGUGCUUUGUACAAACAGAUUUCAGUUCAAUGAUAUUCGAUAACAGUUCACACGGAAGUUCAAUGACUUUAUAUUUAUCGUUGAUAAGUCACUUCUCAUGCGGAUGCAAUGUGAGAGAACAUUUUUCAUGUAUGUAUGAAAGUGGUGUGUGACUCCUGCAACUUAAUUCUGUUUCCUGUCUGGUUAGUUGAUAAGCUUUUUGAUUUCAUAAUCAUAGUACGCCACAUUAGUGUGUUCAGAUUAAAGAUAAUUUGAAAUGUACUGUCAUUGAUACUUUUGGUUUUGUGUGAGAUUUCGUAGUGGUUUAGAGCAUACUUUAGGCAUGGUAAAUUUAAUAAUACUACAUUAGUGUUUUCCUUGAUUAAAUAACACUGGAAGGAUCAUGUGCUAUGAAAUGCCUUGAUCACUUUCUAUCUUGGUGCUAAUCUAGACCCCUUCGUCAGGUAGUUGUCAUCUGUUUAGUUUUAACAUGAAUUUUUUCACCUUAGCUCAUGAGCAACUGGAGAUCUAGAAACUGGAAACUGUACUUGAGUUGUUUGUGAUAGGAAUGUAUUCAGCUAAGUCAUUUGUUUGACUGAACCCCGCGUCUGCUGGUCCGCCACUUAGUUAAGAUCAGCCUGAGCUAGCACAAAGAAGGAAAAACAAGGAAACAUACCCCCAAAUGCUGUUAUCAAAAAUUUGAACUGAGGACUUAAUCCACUUUAAAAUUCUAGAUCAGUAGCUUGUUAUCUAUGGAUUCUUUUGUUGGCUCAUCUGGAAAUCACUGUCCAUGGAAUCCCCCCAAAUCUGUGUUUUCCUGUGAUUUGGUAAAUCUCGUGUUGGUUUCUUAAUAACACUUUCUGCCAUUGUCUCCAUAUGCUAUGUAGAAAGGUUUGAUUUUUCUUUCUCAACUAUGUAAUCCCAUAGAUGUCAUACCCUACUGCUUACCGGAUGUGUUUUCUUGAAACUUUCGUAAGUGUUAUACUGCUUUAUAUAUUGACGUUAAUUUGAACCCGAGUAAUAGGUUUACGCCAUCCUUUUCUUGUCUUUAUGUUUUACAGAAAGGAACCAACGGAAUCUUUGCCCAUCUCAAAGACCUUUAAGGUGCCUAAUACUGAUAAGAUCAUUGAGGAGGGAAAGAAAUCCCCAUUAAAGAACCGUGAAAUUACUCUUUCGAGGAUUUGCGAGAUGAAAGGAGUAGAAAUGUAUACUCUCAGUGGGUGGCCAUCUGUUAGCGGUGAUGCGCUGAAGGCCUUGGCUGGAAAAGUGUCUUUCAAUGACUUCCAGAUACCUGAUUGCAGUAAUAUGUCUCCAUCAAACAAAAGUGGAGCAACAAAUGAUGGUUGUACUACGAGUGGUAAAGGCAGGGAUGCAUCUGCUUAUGGAUUAGCCUAUUCUGCGUUUAAAGGUGGCAGAAAAGGCGCUGAAGCUUGUCACGCAAUUGCAGCACUUUGUGAAGUGUGUUCCAUUGACUCUUUGAUAUCCAAUUUCAUUCUCCCUCUGCAGGUACGAUAAAAUGCGCGUUCCUGAUUUUAUUGUUCAUAUCUGCUGGUGAAGUGCCUGAUUUCUUGUGCUACAUGUAAUUACUCUUUGCAAUGGAAUUCCUCUGCUGACUACUGCUAGCCGGACAUAGUUACUGGGUUCCAUUAGUUCGCUCAAACUUUUCCUAGCAAGAUAGUUUCUGAGAAGAGGUCAAUAAUUUGAUGAUGUUAUGGGCUAAUUCCCAGUUCAGUAGCAUAGGCAUUUAGCUUGUGUUGUAUGCACAGUUCAAUGCGUAUAUUGCUGAUUUUUGUUUAGGAAUUUAGUGAUGUGCUUAAAGUUGUUUUUGAUAAUUAAGGUGACGAGGGCUAAAUUGUUACACCAUUGAGUAUCCCUUUGUUAUGUUGGUGUCAAAGAGUUCUAGCGAUUCUAUCUAAGUUCGGCGUGUUCUUAUGACAUGUUUUCUAGUUCUAGAGUACCUGCCUUGCAAUCCACUUUUUUUAGAUUCCUUUCAUAAACUUUUUUGCUUUCUCAGCGUUCCUCUAGUUGUGCUCCGGAAAUAAGAUCCUGGUGGAUUUCAUGUAUUGUCCUGUUCCUCGAUAGUCUGGGAGCUUUGUGGCAGCUGAACUCCACAUUUGCUUUCAUGAUGGGGUAGCAUAGAUCAUGCAUAUAGACCGCGAUAAGACAUGAAAUCAAGGUUGUUUGAAUUAGGAUGAGAUUCCAUGUCAGCCAUUGUCAAUUGUUAAGUGGAAUGUUAGUUGAAGCGGAAGGAUGCAAAGAAAGGAGAAAUGCAGUGUGACAAGUGGAGCAGAGGAUAACUCCCCACCCUGUAAUUAGUUUCUUUCUUCUUCUAGUUUGAAAAACUGUCCCGAGGAUGGGACUCAAUUAGACCAUCUUGAAGAAGAUACAUUCAUGUAUAUGCUUGCUGGUAAAAUUUGGUUCGUUUUCAACGUGUAAAUUUGGUGCCUUCUCCUACAUCAUAUGUUAUCGAAACUCAAUGUCCCAUCUACAGUUUUGUGAAAAAACUUUUCGCAUGCUUCAGGGCGAUUGGAAAUUUCUGAUUGCAUCGUUUUCUGUUGCCCAGGGAAAUCAUAUAGCAGGGCGCAGUGGACGUAUCCAUUGUUCUUUAAACAUCAAUACUGAGACUGGGCGUUUAUCAGCCAGAAGACCUAAUUUACAGGUUAAUAACUUUAUGCAAUUACUGAAUGAUGAUAAGAUAAGAUAUCAUUUUCAUUUAAAUCAUUAAUUCUCGUGUUUUUGAUCUUUAUUCAUCUCACUCCCUUUUUCUUCGAGUUCUGGUUCUGGAUUUCUCUUUGUCACAUCAAAUCUUAAACCAUAUGCGAGGAAUGGUGAGCCAGCCUGGGGAACAGUUGAAUCAGCUUGACUGGGAGCCAUAUGUGUGUGUAGUUGGGGAUGGAGAGAGCUGAUGUAUGCGGAGGCAUGCGUGCCAGUGUGGUUGGAGGAGUCUGCGUUCAGGAUAUACCUUCACAACGCCGUUCAUAUGCCAGUGGGCUGGACAGGGCCUGAAAUAUUUCUGGGUAAUGCGGGGCUCAACCACACAAAUGACUGGGCUUGGCCUCCUUUAGGAUUAACUGUCCCUAUUGACACCUGCUUUGGUUUUACAUUUGUUAUUUUCACAGUAGUGAAAAGAUUUAACAUUACGUCAAUUGAUUGACACAUUAGUUUUUCGUAAAAUUUUUAUUAGUUUUUUAGUAUUUUGGAAAUUUCUAAAUCAUCGUUGACAUAUCUUUUGAUGUAAACCAGAAUCAACCAGCUCUUGAGAAAGACCGAUACAAAAUUCGACAGGCUUUUAUUGCUGCACCAGGAAAUUCUCUUAUUGUUGCUGACUAUGGACAGGUGAGCUGUGUUCGAGUUCAGUCAAUUAACGUGUUCCCUCAGUUUAGAAAGGACAUUCAUGAGAGUGGCUUCUUCUUUGGCUAUUGCAAUAUUACAGCUGGAGCUUCGUAUCUUAGCACAUCUUGCAGACUGCAAAAGUAUGUUGCAUGCAUUUGAGGCUGGUGGUGAUUUCCAUUCAAGAACAGCAAUGAAUAUGUACGAUCACGUUCGUGAAGCUGUCAAUGAGAAGAAGGUACUUCUUGAAUGGCAUGCUCAACCUGGUGAGGAGAAGCCUCCUGUUCCAUUAUUAAAGGUAAGCUGUUUGAAAGAUUUGGUUCAUUAUAUGACAGUGUGGAAGCAUGCGGUGUCGGGACAUUCUUUGCUGACAAAGAAAUAAUUUCAAUCGUACUUCGCAAUAUUUAUCACUUUCCUGUUGUUGUCGUGCAUAAACAACGUACUUCAGAGAUAAAUGUUCCUACUUAUUUUUUUAGGAAGAUGCCUGGAUGAAUCUGGUAUGACUAUAAUUUCUGGAAGUUACUGGAGGAUAUAGUAUCUUAUAGUCAAUUAUUUUCUGAUUCAGGAUGCUUUUGCUGCGGAAAGAAGAAAGGCCAAAAUGCUGAACUUCUCCAUUGCAUAUGGGAAAACGCCAGUUGGUCUCUCGCGUGAUUGGAAGGUAGCUCCUUAAUCUAUUGUUUUAUUUAAGUAGACUCCAAUUAUUUCUUUUAAGCGGAAGACAUAUAAGGAAUAGUUGGAACAACUAGAUGAAACUCUGAUGUAUUGUGAGGAUGAUUUAUGUAGAAGUUUUUAGGGUCUUGAUAUUUGCUGCAUAAUAGCAGGUUGGCAUCCACUCCUCAAUGUAAUGAAGUCUCCCUUGCAGAUUAAGAUGGCGACUUUAAUGAUACAUAAUAUGCAUACUCUUAUAGAUAGAUCUAUAUAAUAUCUUUUGGGAGAUCCGUGUGGAUUUUACCAAGCAUGUUGAUAUGUGGUGGAUUCACAUCGGAUUGAUACUAUUGCCAUUUCAGAUAUGACUCUGGUUGGAUCCGGCUGAUUUCAACCAUAAGUGACGUCCAUAUGUUUCGUUAUAGCUCUCUAUAAUAGUUGUGUUACUAUGUUUCGUUAUAAGCAGCGCAGUGAAAUUUCCCUGAUGAUCUUAGAAUAGUUGUGGUACUUGUUAAUCUGCGUAAAUCCUGGAUUAUUUGUUUGGUGAAGCGGCUUUAAGCUGUUUUUCUGUACAUUGAAUUCACUUUUAGCGUAUGAAUUGCGUUUCUUCAGGUCUCUGUUAAAGAAGCGAAGGAAACGGUUGAACUGUGGUAUAAUGAUAGGCAGGAAGUUCUAACAUGGCAAGAAGCGCGGAAGAAGGAGGCGAAAGAACACAGAUGUGUACAUACAUUACUUGGAAGAGCUCGCCAUUUCCCUUCAAUGGAUAAAGUCAGUAAUGCUCAGAAGGGGCACAUUGAACGAGCCGCCAUCAAUACCCCUGUGCAGGUAUUCUGGUUUCAUGAUGGCAGGCUCAAUCGUGCAUUGAUAGAAUUGCUUGGUAGCCUGUUUUAUGCACGCUUGAUUUCUGUAUGAAGAUCACAAAAGAAACAGUGUUUGCCUUCGCAAUGACUCCACUUGAAAUUUGUAAAAAUUUCACAUGGAGAUUUUCUUAAGUUUUAGAAACGAAUGGAUACGAUUCUGAUUUUCAUUGCCAUUUCUUUUGAACAGCAUAGCAGAAAAAUGUAGACCGAUUAGUUGCCAAUUGACAUGGGCUACCACUGUUACUUAAUAAAGGAUUCAAGCGAUACUCCUCCUGUAUGUCUGUUUGGUUUGUUUUCUUUGGACUACAACUUGAGAGAUCCAUGUCCAACCUAAGCUUGAUUUUCUGAUCCUUUUGAUCUUUAAUUGAGAGAGUAAAAUCUUGUGCUUAUCAAGCGGAUUGCCAUCUAAAUAUUUACCGGAAAAGAUCCCUAAUGAUCAUUUCGCCUGUUAUAGAGCUAUAUAUUAAAGCGUGGAUUAUAAUUUCUCAUCAUCGAAUGUCUGGCCCAUGCAUCUGUGCUGUUCUGUGGAUCUUCUUUGGAUUCAUCCAUUUUGAUUGCUCCACUCUCCAUUUCCAUAUUUUCCAGGGCAGUGCAGCAGAUGUUGCGAUGUGUGCAAUGCUCGAAAUAGCCAAGAACAAACGGCUACAGGAGCUCGGAUGGAGGCUACUAUUGCAGGUUCGUCCAUCUCUUACCGUUCACUAUGCCUCGACUGAUGUUGAAUGAAGACGUUCUGUUUCUUCCAGCCAGAUGGAAAGGCCGGAACCAACCCUUCCACAUCUGCAUCUUUUUCUCAAGGAUAUGAUAAUAUUAACUGGGAGACGAAAAAAUAUUAGACAUAUCUCUGCAUUUCGGUAUGCUUUUUUCAUCUGAAACUUAUAUAAAAAAGAAUAAUUACCCCAUGGGAAGCUGAGUUUCCCUCUGAACGUAAUGAUAAAUGGGCUCUUAUUUUCUCCCACUCAUUACAUUGUCUCCACAUGGAAUCAUUACAUUGAACGUAAUGAUCAAUGUGGAGACUAUUUCCUUUAAUGAGUCCAAUACAGUGAAAUAUUCAUAUCAAACAUUUCUCUGUGCUGCUGUGAUAUGAUCAGGUUCACGAUGAGGUGAUACUGGAAGGCCCAACUGAGUCGGCUGAGGAGGCCAAGGCCAUUGUCGUCGACUGCAUGUCCAAGCCCUUCAAUGGGAAGAAUACACUGAGAGUUGGCCUCUCGGUUGAUGCCAAGUGUGCAUCGAACUGGUAUGCCGCGAAGUGA
Spirodela intermedia is the source of this 9206-nucleotide messenger RNA. Lineage: Eukaryota; Viridiplantae; Streptophyta; Magnoliopsida; Alismatales; Araceae. The record is from the annotation of a GenBank genome assembly.